AUGGCACCUUCACUGAGUCUGCGACCUCGCACUGGCGCCAGCGAGCGACCUCCCACGCGCGACAACGCCGAUCACAGUCUCAUCAUCCCCAGCCGGACCUCGUCUCUCCAUUCGAGGAUUACUCAGCCUCUCCCGUCGACGUUGAACGUCAAGCAGGGCGCAAGAAGCCCCAAGACUCUUACUCAUGCCUACAUGGUAUGCGGUGUUGGUCGGGAGCCCUCGCAAUGGGUCAAGGCGCCUGCACCAUCACAGGGCAAAAUCGGUCACAUGAAGGGCGCCGUCGGCACCUUUUGGCUUCCAGAGAUCUUGGGAAGCAGCCCUAGACUGGAGCAAGACAACGAGAUUGCGAGGUCUCUGCACGCCGCUAUGCGAGAUUCCUCUCACACUCUUUACGGUAUCGCGCUGCGCGUCUGGUCUCGCGCUGACGAGAAGAGGGCCGAGACCAUUCGGGACCUGCGCAAGCGCAUCGAGCCCGACUUCUUCGACAACCCGGAUGAGACUUACUGGAUUCCCUACUGCCUGAGCUUCCUCUCCCGAUAUCCCUUGUACAACCUGCUCGGCGACUACUUGCGUGGCAUGUGGAUUCACUGGAACAAGGCCACAAACCUGUUCCACGCUGAAGAGGUGUCUCGCAUUCUCAGCUUCCCCGCUCCACGCCUCAACGACCUGGUUCGAAUCGACAUGAAGGACUACGCGCUGUGCUACCAGUUUCCCUCUUCGCCAACCGGUUUCCAGAAUUUCGCCAUGUGGCCCCUGUUCACGUGUCUAUCUAUCCCCAACAUCGUGGGUGUCAUCGAGGCCGCUGUAUCACCGACCCGACGAAUCAUCUUUACUAGCCACUACCCCGCCAUGCUUACUAUUGCUGCUGAAACUAUACGCUUCUGUGUGAGGGUUUACGAGUGGAGUGGUCUGUAUGUCCCCGUUGUCCACGCACGCCACGUCAAGGACUUGGUCCAGGAGCCAGGCCCCUACAUUCUAGGUGUAACGUCGGAAUGUCGGUCGCUCUUCACUGCGCCGACAGAUGCCCUUGUUGUUGACUUGGACCGGAACUUCGUUUUGACUUCCAGCCCACCCACUGCCCUUAGUGCAGGCCAGAGGACAAAGAUGAUUACUCGUCUGACUCAGGCGCUCAACGGCGAAGUGUCACCGACCGGUGUCCCACAGCAUCUGCGAUCGGCGUACGGUGGUGGUAAACUCAUUCCUGCGGGUCAAAUAAUUGUCAUGCGUGGUGAGGUUGAGAGCAUCCAGGAUCCAGACUGGUGGACUCAAGAUGCGGUCAUGACAGUCAUGGACCACGUAUGCGAGAAGUUGGGCCGAAACAGUGGAGUCAAGGCUAUCUUUGGCGGUUCCGUCAAGAAGCCACUGAUGACCAAGGUCUCCAUGCGCCACCUGAACGAGAUUGUCCGCGAGCGCAACCAGUACUCGCGCGAUGCACAGGAGGCAUGGACAGACUUCAUCAACCUCAAGCAACGCUUGGACAGUGAGCUUGGCAAGGUCACCAAGCGCAACAACUUCCUGGUUGAGGAGCUCGAGAGCUGGAAGCAGCAAUUCCUCAAGUUCCAGGCUUUCGCUGAGCAACUUACCAAGGAGACACAAGAUCUCAAGGUCAAGAUUGAGAAUCACAAGCGUGAGAACCGUCGCCUCAGCAACCUCAUCGACCAGCAGAAGGAUGACGCCGCAAGGCUCACUGUCCGUCUAUCUGGUACUGAAAAGCAGCGUGACGACGCUCUCGAGGCCCUUGUCCUCCAGCAGGAGAUUGCUGAGGAGCUCGAGCGCGAGAGGAAGAAGAACAAGAAGGAGCUCAGCGCCCUUCAGCACACCAACGGUGCCAUUCUCCGCCAGCGAGACGAGGCGCAACGAGUUGUGCUUCACCUCCGUGCUCUCAUCGAGGGCCAAACACACCACAUGGAGCACAUUGUCAAGUCGCUCAACCACGAUGACAUGUCUAACUACAUGGAUGCUGGCUUCGAGGACGUGCCAGAGGAGGAUGAGGAUCAGUUUGAAGAUGCUGAGACCCAAAACCAACCUCACACACCUAACCGUGCCUCAAUCAAGGAUAAGUCCGAGGUUGGCACCAUCCGCGGCGUAGCAGGCAUUGAGAGCCGCCAGUCGUCCAGGGCAAGCACUGCACAAGGCAAGCACCUCGAAGGCGAGGACGUCACCGCAGACAUGGAGCAGCGCCUGUUCAGCAACCCCGCACGCAGCUCGAAGCGCUUCUCAAAUCAGUCCAUGGUUGACGUAGCCGACCGUGUCCUCCGCGACAAGACCGAUGCGAUUGCGUACAUCAUCCGCAACAUCUCGGAGCAAUGCGCAGCAGCCGUCGAAGGGCUUCAGCUCGCCCAGCGUGCCGACAUUGAAGAAGACAACCACAGUGACCGUCGCAGCAGCGUCGGUCAAAUGUCAUCGGUCGGUGGUCGUGCGCAAUCAACCAUCGGCAGCGAGUACGGCGAUGAGGAGAACAUGCUUCGCCCCGGGCGUGGGUCUAGCAUCCCUCCUACUCCCGACCUAAGCCACCGGUCCAGCACUUCCAUGUCCAUGGCCAGCGCCAGUACAACACCAGACCGGUCGAGUCUCCAGCACCGAUCGCACGACAUCCCCGUCGUACCCACACGCAUUCUCGAAGACGAUGAUGAUGUCGAGGCUGGUAACAACGACCUCCACGCUGACAUGGUCCCCGUAUCCAAGUACGCCCAGCCACUCCAGCGACCCAACACUGCUGUGCGCCACAACCUGCGCUAA
Molecule: messenger RNA, 2739 nt
Organism: Pyrenophora tritici-repentis Pt-1C-BFP
Lineage: Eukaryota; Fungi; Ascomycota; Dothideomycetes; Pleosporales; Pleosporaceae
Source: RefSeq, a predicted model, not a curated record